Messenger RNA from Enterobius vermicularis (human pinworm), 660 nucleotides. The record is from the annotation of a GenBank genome assembly. Lineage: Eukaryota; Metazoa; Nematoda; Chromadorea; Rhabditida; Oxyuridae.
AUGGAAAAAACGGGACCACCAGAAGCAUCGGCUCCACCUUAUCUGGAAGCUGGAACUUCGUCUAUUCCUGGGGUAGCUAUUGGUGAACAACCUCCUUCAUAUGAAGCAGCGGCAGCAGCAUCAAAUUCGUUGUCUUUUUUAGCACUUCCUCCAACGUACCAGUCCUUGUACGGUGAGUUCCGAAAAGUUGACAACCCUCGAAGUUUAGCACAGUUCCUGGGAAAAGCUUUUACUGCGCUCAUUAAUACAGUAACUGCGGCAGUUACCAUAGCAUUUCUUAACAUAAUUCCACUCUUCAUGAUUGUCCUGGGCUCCAUUAAUCUUCAUGACUGCCAAGUGAAACCGAUGAUUCCUGUUUGGCUUGUAGUUGGUGGCGCUGCAUUCCUGCUGAAGAGUGCAAUUAAUUUUUUUCGUAUGAAAGUCUAUAAAGAAAGGUUGCAUAGGCAAACACCACCUGAUCAAGAAAUGCCUAAAAGUUGCAGAAAUCCUUUCAAAUUUGUUCUCUCAAUCUGUGCACUUUUUUCGGUCAUUUGGUUUGUAAUUGGUAUGUUUCUUUACCUUCUAAUUGAGAUUAAGAUUGUUUUGAAGUUAGAAAUAACUGUUACUGGUGAUGUAGAAAUUAUUUGCAGGCACUUUUUGGGUGUACAGCGUGUACCAUGA